AUGGAUCAAUUAAUCCCAGUCAUCAACAAGUUACAAGAUGUUUUCAAUACAUUGGGAACUGAUCCUUUGGAUUUACCUCAGAUUGUUGUAGUUGGUAGUCAAUCGUCAGGAAAGUCAUCGGUACUCGAAAAUAUAGUAGGAAGAGACUUUCUUCCAAGAGGUUCAGGCAUUGUCACUAGAAGACCUUUGAUUCUUCAACUUACUCAUUUACCAAUUGCAGACGAUGAUGCACCAACACAAGAAUGGGGAGAAUUCUUACAUAAACCAAACGAUAUGUUUUAUGAAUUUUCAGAGAUUCGUGACGAGAUUAUAAAGGAUACCGAUCGGUUGACAGGCAAGAAUAAGGGUAUUUCAGCACAACCAAUCAACCUCAAGAUAUAUUCACCACAUGUUGUAAAUUUGACAUUGGUUGAUUUGCCAGGUAUCACCAAGGUCCCAGUAGGAGAUCAACCAUCGGAUAUUGAGUCACAAAUCCGUCGUAUGAUCAUGGCAUAUAUUAAGCGUCCCAAUGCCAUUAUUUUGGCCGUUACCCCCGCCAAUACCGAUCUUGCCAAUUCAGAUGCACUCCAAUUGGCCCGUGAGGUCGAUCCAGAGGGCAAACGUACCAUCGGUGUCAUCACCAAGCUCGACUUGAUGGAUAAGGGUACCGAUGCUAUGGACGUGUUGACCGGUCGUGUCAUCCCAUUGACUCUUGGUUUUGUCGGUGUCAUCAAUCGUAGUCAAGAGGAUAUCAUUUCGAAAAAGUCGAUUCGUGACUCGCUCAAGUCUGAGAUUCUCUACUUUAAGAACCACCCCAUAUACAAAAACAUUGCCAACCGCAGCGGUACUGCAUACCUCUCCAAGACGCUCAACAAGUUGCUCAUGUUCCACAUUCGUGACUGUUUGCCAGAGCUCAAGGUCAAGGUGUCCAAGAUGCUCAGCGAGGUGCAACAAGAGUUGACAAGCUACGGUGACCCACUCUACGACACCAAGAACAGCCAAGGUGCACUCUUGCUCCAGAUCAUCACCAUCUUUUCAACCAAUUUCAAGGAUGCUAUCGACGGUAAGCUAACCGACUUGUCAACCAACGAAUUGUGCGGUGGUGCCCGUAUCUCGUACAUCUUUAACGAAGUGUUUUCGCAGUGCAUCAACAGUAUCGAUCCAAUGGACGGUGUCAGUCUCAACGACAUUCGUACCACCAUGCGUAACGCCACCGGUCCUCGUGCCGCCAUCUUUAUCCCAGAAGUUUCGUUUGAGUUGCUUGUCAAGCGUCAAGUGUCACGUCUCGAAGACCCAUCCACACAAUGUGUCGAACUCGUCUAUGACGAGCUCCAACGUAUCAUUGCACAACUCGAAGCCAAGGAGUUGUCACGUUUUAUCAACCUCAAGUCACGUGUCAUCGAAGUUGUCAACAACUUGCUCCAAAAGCACAAGAUGCCCACCAAGUCAAUGAUUGAGAACCUUAUCAAGAUCGAACUUGCCUUUAUCAACACAUCACAUCCCGAUUUUGUCGGUGGUGACGGUAUUCUUGAGGCACUCGUCGAAAAGAAGGCACAACAAGAGAUGCACUUGCAAAUGUUGAACCACCAACAAAACACACAAAGCAACCAAAACGGACAAAACAACAAUCAAAACGUUGCCAAUCCACUUUGGGUACCAAAUGUAAAUCAAAAGGGUGGAUAUCCUCCACAACCCGCUCCACAAAACCAAGCCAAGCAACCAGCCGGCGGCCCACAACAACAACAACAGCAACAACAACAACAACAACCACAACAACAACAAUCAUCGUCCAAGCCUGUUCCAGGUGGUCGUCAACAACAACAAUCGUCACAGGAUCAACCACAAGGAUCCUUCUUUUCCAGUUUCUUUAGAGCUUCUCCAGACCCAACCUCGUCCAACUCCAACUCCAUGUCAUACUCUAAUCAAUCCAAUAAUCCAUCUCAAUCCAUUUUCAACUAUCAACAACAACAUUCAAAUAAUAGAUUAAAUGAAUAUCGUAGUGACAAAUUAUCUCAAGUACCAUCAACCAUCAAGGCUUCUGAAGAUUUAAAUUCAAGAGAAAAGUUUGAAACUGAAAUUAUUCGUGAAUUAUUAUUAUCAUAUUUCAAUAUUGUUAAAAAGAAUGUAAAGGAUACAGUACCAAAAUCGAUUAUGCAUUUCCUUGUUAAUCAAUCAAAGGAACAAAUUCAAAAUGAAUUGGUUGGUGCAUUGUACAGAGAGGAAUUAUUUGACGAGUUAUUAGAAGAGUCUCCUCAAAUCUCAUCAAAGAGAAAGUCUUGCAAGGCAAUGAUUGACGUUUUGAGAAAGGCCAAUGAAAUUAUUAAUGAAAUUAGAGAUUUUAGUUCUGUUUCAAAAUAA
Cavenderia fasciculata is the source of this 2337-nucleotide messenger RNA. It is a transcript of the gene dymA, whose product is annotated as dynamin like protein. The record is from RefSeq and is a predicted model, not a curated record. The transcript has 3 exons. The coding region runs from base 1 to 2337 and encodes 778 amino acids. Lineage: Eukaryota; Evosea; Eumycetozoa; Acytosteliales; Cavenderiaceae. Gene Ontology annotation, molecular function: GTP binding; microtubule binding; GTPase activity. Gene Ontology annotation, cellular component: microtubule; cytoplasm; membrane.